Messenger RNA from Ananas comosus (pineapple), 2870 nucleotides. RefSeq names its product protein FAR1-RELATED SEQUENCE 5-like. The transcript has 2 exons. The coding region runs from base 81 to 2477 and encodes 798 amino acids. Lineage: Eukaryota; Viridiplantae; Streptophyta; Magnoliopsida; Poales; Bromeliaceae. Gene Ontology annotation, biological process: regulation of DNA-templated transcription. Gene Ontology annotation, molecular function: zinc ion binding. The record is from RefSeq and is a predicted model, not a curated record.
UAUUUUCUGAGGGAGAAGUCCGUGAAACUCUACAUUGUCAAAGACCUGCUGCAACAUUCUCUGGUUGCUACUGUUUAAUUAUGGAAAGUACCUCAUGUGACGAGGAGGGAUCAUUAAGAGAUAACAAUGUGGACCUCAAUGAGGAAAAUAUCGAAAACCACAUGUCAUUGGAGGUCAGCAGUCAGCUUGUCGAGGCUGACAAUCUUUUUGCUUCCAACCAACCAAAUUCAGAAAAUCCCGAGCCUUUUGUUGGUAUGGAAUUUGAAUCCGAGGAGGGUGCAAAAUUAUUCUACAUGGCUUAUGCAAGCCGCAUUGGCUUCUCAGUGCGCAUUAGCAAAUCUCGCCGUUCAAGGAAUGACGAGUCGAUUAUCAUGCGGCGUUUCGUGUGUUCAAAAGAGGGAUUCCAUUUAAAGAAAGGGAAUUUUGAUGAUGGCAAGAAAAAGAGAAAGCGUGCGACCAUAAGAGAAGGUUGCAAUGCAAUGAUUGAGGUAAUUCAAAAGUAUUACGGGAGGUGGGUUGUUACUAAGCUUGUGAAGGAACACAAUCAUGUAGUGGCUGCCCCCAGUAGGGUUAGAUAUAUUGAGCCCGAAGAAUAUGCUCACUUAGAUCCCUUUUUGGGUAUGGAGUUUCCUUCUCAUGAAGCAGCCCAAACCUUCUAUUAUGCAUACGCGAGCCGCACGGGGUUUGACGUACGUAUAAGACUCUCUCGUAGGUCUACAAGGGAUGAGUCAUUUGUAAUGCGAAGAUUUGUUUGUACAAAAGAGGGUUUUACUCCAUCUGAAGAGAAUUAUGAUGAAAGCAAGAAAAAGAGAAACAGUAGGACUCCUACACGGGAAGGUUGCAAGGCAAUGUUUGAAGUAAUUAAGAAGGAUUAUGAUAAGUGGAUUGUUUCCAAGCUUGUUUUGGAGCACACUCAUGAUUUGGCAGUCGCACCAAACAAAAUACAUUAUAUUCAAUCCCAAAGUGAAGUAGUAGUUCUUGGGAAAAGCGGAACCCUAAAUCGAGAGAAAUCAUUAUUGCCGCCUCUUUCCAAGCCACCGAUUGGGGAAUCAUUGGGGGGAUUUAAUAAUUCACCGCCAUACGAUCAUGACUUUAGGAAUGAGAGAAGAGAAGCUCGCUAUACUGCUUUUGGCUUUGAUGAGACCCAAAAGCUGUUGGGUUACUUUAAGCGGAUGAAUGCGGAGAACCCUACUACUUUUUCCUAUGCAUUUCAAGUCGACAAAAACAAUUGUUUAACACAUGCCUUUUGGGCUGAUGCAAAAGCUAGGGCUUCUUACUAUUAUUUUGGUGAUGCAGUUUCUUUUGACACAUCAUUCAAAGAGAAUAAGGACUUGUUGCCGUUUUUCAUGUUCACGGGCUUGAACCAUCACUUGCAAUCUGUGAUUUUUGGUUGUGCUCUUCUUACUGAUGAAGCAGAAGCCUCUUUUAUUUGGCUUUUUGAAAAUUGGGUUGCGGCUAUGGGUGCACGCCACCCAACUUCGCUAGUUACUGAGUUCAAUGAGGCUAUGGGGGUGGCCAUUUCUAAAGUUUUCCCGGAGACACAUCAUCGGUUUUGCAAGUGGCACAUUCUAAAUCAAUGCAAGGAACAACUGGCCAAUAUAUACGGGACAUCUGCUACUUUUGAGGAGGAAUUUGAAAGAUGUAUAGUUGAAUCUGAAUCAAUUGAACUAUUUGAGUCGACUUGGAAGUCUGUUAUUGACAAGUAUGAUUUGGGAGAGAAUUCAUGGCUAAGAUUUCUAUACAAUAUGCGGCAAAAGUGGGUACCAGUUUUCUUUAAAGACAUGUUUACUGCAGAAAUUUCAGCAACCCAAAAGCCGGAAAGUCUGAAAUUCUUCUUUGAGAAAUACUUCAAUACAACAACUCCUUUACCUGUCUUUAUUUCUCUCUUUGAGCAUGCGAUAGCUGGUUGGUGUGAAAGGGAAGCCCUCGAAGACUUGGCCACAUCUUUUACACGACCAGUUCUGAAAACCCCUUCAAACAUUUUAAAACAAGUGGCAGAUGUGUACACGAGAGCAAUAUUCAACAUAUUUCAAGAUGAAUUCAUUCAUUCUCUAGGUUAUUAUGUUGAUAAAAUUGAAGAUGGAUUGGUUAGCAAGUUUAACGUUGCGAAAGAGGAGGAUAUUCAUAGAUCAUGCACGGUAACUUAUGAUUUCUCUGAUAAGAGAAGUAAAUGUUCGUGCUCUAAGUUUGAGAAUUGUGGAAUUUUAUGUAGGCAUAUUUUGAGGGUCUUUUUAACUGUUGAUGUUCGUGCAUUACCGGAGUUUUACAUUUUGAAAAGGUGGACAAAAGAAGCCAAGAACGGGUUUAUGUUGGAUGAGUGUAUAAGGUAUAAUGAGCUUUAUCGAGAUGCAGUUCGAUAUGCAAAGGAAGGGUCCACAUCAUCUGAUGUUUUUAACUUCGCACAGCAAACAUUACAAGUGGCUUUCGCCGAUGUUGUUCAGAUGAAGCAGGAUAUUGUUAAUCGAUGUGCAAUGUGAUGAGAAUAACUUCUAAGUGUGAAAACCGGUACAUAAGUCAAUUGCAGCAGCCCUAGGUUUUUUCUUUAGGGUUCAUAACUUCUCCUUUUCUUCUAUUAUUAUAACAUAACAUCAUAGCAUCGUCUUGUUGACCAUGUCAUUUUCUCAAAUGACAUUACCUUUUUGGGUAUUAGAUUUCUUAUGAUGCAUAUCAACCUGUAUUGUAGAUGUCGCAGAAUGCUAAAUACUUGUAAAAAUAAAUGAUGAGUAAUCAACCUUCUGGAAAAGUUUGCCCUGUAUAUAAUUUAUGUUUGAUCAUGAGAGACUAUGCUAUACGCUGCGGUAUCUAUGCUAAGCAAGGAUAGCUGUAUCUCCAGUUACCUACUUCUAAAAUAAUAUGCCGUGGUUUCUACU